Drosophila takahashii is the source of this 1032-nucleotide messenger RNA. RefSeq lists its product as uncharacterized. The record is from RefSeq and is a predicted model, not a curated record. Lineage: Eukaryota; Metazoa; Arthropoda; Insecta; Diptera; Drosophilidae.
AUGAAGAAAUUCAUGAAGACCGAAAAGGAGGUCAAAAACAAGGACGAGGUGUUCCGCCGGGAAUGUGAGCCGGAGGUCGAGUGCUCCUCGGCGGAAGAGGAGGAGGAGGGCGAGGAGCACUCAUCGGAGGCCGCCGAGGAGAUUCCCUGGAAUGAGAUGAAUCGAGAGAUGGGCGAGAUGAACCGCACGCUGGACGAGAUGCAGGCCCAGCUGGCCAUCGAUCCCCACGAGGAUCCCAAGUUGCAGGAGGCGGAGGGUCUGGACCCAGAGGACACCCGCUGGCUGAUCCUCAACGGGAGCAGGGAUGCGAAUGUGAGGAGCCUCCAGCUGAACAACCUUCGCCUGCGCCGCCAGCUGGACGCACUCAUCCGCUGCUCGGAGCUGGGAAAUGGCAGGAUGUUCGCCCUGGAUCGCCUAUUUAUCCGGCAGAGGAGGCAGCUGGUCACCUGUCGCCAGGAGCACGAACGGGUGCUCUCCUUCCACCUGACCAAGCAGCUGGAGGCGGGCAAGUGCCUGCAGCGGUAUCGCCAUGCCCGGGAUCUCUACGCCAGUUGGCGGGAGCUCUUCAAGAUGGGUCGCCACCUGAAGGAGGCCUACAAGAAGAUCCUGGAGCGCACCCAGACCCGGCUGGAGUACGUGGAGUUCAAGAAGCGGGCGCUGGACGAGAUCACCAUGGUGCAUGAGAUGUGCCUGGGCACCACGCGGCAUCUGCUGAGUCGCGUGAGGGAGGUGGAAUUGGGCCUCAGUCCACUGGGCAUCGCCCAUCGCACCCAGUCGAUGGUCUCGCGGCGCCAGGGAAGCCAGGCAUCCGCAGGCGCCGGUGGGCGGAACAGUGAGAUGCAUCGGCUGGAGGAGCAGCGCGGCGGAAGACCUGUCCUCGUGAUGGACACCUGCUGGCAGCGGCGAUCCUUCCGCACCGUUCGCUUCGCCCGCGGGGAGCUCCUCCAGCUGCCGGUGGUCGUGCCGCCCGUCGAGGACACCUGGUACGGCAAGAUGCAGUACAUGCUGCUCCACCCACCAAAAUCUAGAUAG